This is a messenger RNA of Ascoidea rubescens DSM 1968, 660 nucleotides long. It is a transcript of the gene GPI19, whose product is annotated as phosphatidylinositol N-acetylglucosaminyltransferase GPI19. The coding region runs from base 1 to 660 and encodes 219 amino acids. The record is from RefSeq and is a predicted model, not a curated record. The transcript has a single exon. Lineage: Eukaryota; Fungi; Ascomycota; Saccharomycetes; Ascoideales; Ascoideaceae.
AUGCCCCGCUACUCCUUCGAUGACAGCUUUGUACCCAGUGCCGGCGCCAGCCUGGCCUUUGAUCUGCGCUUCAGCGUGUACGAGUACGAGGACAUCUUGGACUCCUCUGCCGGCCCCAGCGCCGCCAGCUUCAUCUCUGACCUCUGGGCCACUGCCAGUGACGCCACCAUCUCCAACAGAAUUGCGCCCAAGACCGAGUACACCGGCUUCGUUCUCCACUUGGUGAGCCUCCUCGCCGUCGCUUCGUGGUGCUUCUGGGCUCUUUUGCCCCAGUCCUGCCUCCACGCCAUCGGUAUCUGGUACUACCCCCACCGCUACUGGGCCUUGCUGCUUCCCUCCUUCGUGCUCGUUCUGAUGCUUUUCGUGUACGUGCUUCUCGCCCUCUACAACACCGAGCUCAAGACCAGGCCCCUUGCCCACUGGUCCAACCUCUCUGACACCUCUGCCCUCGUCUCCAACAGUCCUCACCACCUCUGGGCUCCCACCAACGGCGUCUGGGACUUGCCUCUCUCCCUGGUCUCCCGCAUCCUCUACUCCGACUACGACCACCCUGCUGCCUCUGCUGCCUCUGCUGCUUCUGCUGCUUCUGCUUCCCACGCCAAAAAGAGCCCUGCAAACUGCUCCAGUGCUGAUUGCUAUGCUGACGCGAUAUCCAUCUAG